GGUACUGUUCUGGGUACGGUACGGUUGAGAAGGAAGGCGCAAAGUGUUUACAAAGCAAAAUGCAGGCUCAAUUAGCAUAGCAGCUAGUCUAGCCGAUUCGUGGCAUUUGCCAGUGUAAUUGCAUACGUGCAUACGCAUACGUGCUUAUCUUGCAUGAGUUCUGUGUACAUUUGCAAUAAAUGUUUGGCAUUUGCCACCAACAGUCUCAGUCUGCGUUUGAAUUUCAAAGCGAAAUGGAGUCAAUCAAUUAUGGAGAUCUUAUCCUUAAAAGAGAACUUGGAAAAGGGAGCUUUGGAGAAGUCUGGGAGGCCACGUAUAAAGGCAAUAAAGUAGCUGUUAAAGCAAUAAUAGGGGACAUCCAGACAAAUAUUGCAAUUGUAAACGAGGCUCAUAAUCUGGCAAAGGCCAAUCAUAAGAACAUCAUCAAACUAUAUGGCACUACGUAUCACAAUGAUAGAAGCUUCUUAGUUAUGGAAUAUAUGGCUGGUGGAUCACUGUGGCAUUUAUUGCAUCAGCAGAAAAAUAAAAAAUAUGAACUGACUGAUAGCGUUCGCUGGUUAACUCAGGCGGCAGAGGCUCUGGCUUAUCUGAUAUCAGAAAUAGGAGUUCAUCGCGAUGUUAAGCCCCAGAAUAUGUUGCUUGAUGCUGAACAAAAAAAUUUGAAAAUUUGUGAUUUUGGCAUGGUACGAAAAGUGGCAACAUUUAUGACAAACAAAAGGGGAACGGCCGUAUAUAUGGCACCCGAGGUUUUCAAUGGCUGCAAAUACUCUGAUAAAUGCGAUGUGUAUAGCCUGGGCAUUUCAAUGUGGGAAGUUUUUGUGCGUAAAGUACCUUAUUCUGGUGUUGAUGUAACAGGAAAUGCAGAUCUCUUAAUAGAAAUUGAUAUGAAAAAUCUACGACCCUCCCUAACGGAUUUGGCUAAAAGCGAGUGCCCCAUGAACAUUCAAACAUUGAUAAAGAAGUGCUGGGAUAAAGAACCGAACGUGCGACCAUCCAUGCAAGAGAUUGUGGACGAAUUGAAGUCGACAAAGCUAUAAGCGUAAAAAUAAUAAUUUUAUAUAUUCAUUAUAUAAUUUUGUGUAUUUUUGUAAAAAUAUCACAAAUUGGAAUAAAGCAUCCAAAAUCAUAUAAAUCGUA
Messenger RNA from Drosophila grimshawi, 1137 nucleotides. Its product is annotated as mitogen-activated protein kinase kinase kinase 7-like. NCBI's taxonomy places the organism in Eukaryota, Metazoa, Arthropoda, Insecta, Diptera, Drosophilidae. Gene Ontology annotation, biological process: positive regulation of canonical NF-kappaB signal transduction; JNK cascade; protein phosphorylation. The record is from RefSeq and is a predicted model, not a curated record. Gene Ontology annotation, molecular function: ATP binding; MAP kinase kinase kinase activity; magnesium ion binding. Bases 180 to 1037 code for a protein of 285 amino acids. The transcript is spliced from 6 exons.